AUGGAUAAGCUCUCGAAUUCAUUUUCAUUACUCGAGUUAGAAUCUAAAGAUUCUAAGCUGGAAAGUUCAGUUGCCAAUAAAGGAAUGAUGGGUAAAUGUUCGAAAGAUGAGGCCCUGCUUGAAAAUGGCAAUGGGGAUCAACAAACCGGUGAAACGGCCUCGGGGGGAUUUAAUAUGCCACUUGUCUGGAUUGACCUGGAAAUGACUGGUUUGAAUGUUGAAGUUGAUAGAAUUCUGGAGAUUGCUUGUGUUAUCACAGAUGGGAAUUUAACCAAGUCAAUUGAGGGUCCCAUUUUGGUUAUUCAUCAAACAAAAGAGUGUCUUGAUGAGAUGGGAGAAUGGUGUCAAGAACAUCAUGGAGAAAGUGGUUUGACGAAGAGGGUUCUUGAAAGCACAAUAAGUGAACAAGAAGCUGAAAAGCAGGUCAUCAAAUUUGUGAAGAGACAUGUGGGCUCAUAUAAACUUCACAUAGCGGGAAAUUCUAUCUACAUGGAUCUUCUAUUUUUAAAGAAGUACAUGCCAGAUUUGGCUGCCCUUUUCUCCCACGUCAUCGUUGAUGUCAGCAGUGUCAAUGCAUUGUGCCUACGUUGGUACCCAAGAGACAAGCGAAGGGCUCCAAAAAAGCGGAACAAACACAGAGCAAUGGAUGACAUCAAAGAAAGUAUAGCCGAGCUUAAGUUCUACAAGGAGCACAUAUUCAAAUCCAAAUCGAAAAAAUGA
Molecule: messenger RNA, 720 nt
Organism: Striga hermonthica
Lineage: Eukaryota; Viridiplantae; Streptophyta; Magnoliopsida; Lamiales; Orobanchaceae
Source: the annotation of a GenBank genome assembly